Messenger RNA from Trichoderma citrinoviride, 1932 nucleotides. Its product is annotated as alpha-galactosidase. Gene Ontology annotation, molecular function: ATP:ADP adenylyltransferase activity; ATP binding. NCBI's taxonomy places the organism in Eukaryota, Fungi, Ascomycota, Sordariomycetes, Hypocreales, Hypocreaceae. Gene Ontology annotation, biological process: phospholipid biosynthetic process; nucleotide metabolic process; lipid storage. Gene Ontology annotation, cellular component: endoplasmic reticulum membrane. Bases 1 to 1932 code for a protein of 643 amino acids. The transcript has 4 exons. The record is from RefSeq and is a predicted model, not a curated record.
AUGGCCGCCUCACCAGCCCCCGAGCAGACACAAGCCGUAAAACGACAUCCGCCCUAUCUCCCCACGCCCCUCGAGCGCAUCGCCCUCGGCAUCUUCCCCGCCAUCCUCGUCUUCGGCACAAUCUUCUCCCUCAUCUCGCCCGACGUCCGCGCCUCCGCAUACGACCACGUCUCGCAGUCGCACCACCAAGACCCCAGCAUCGCCCCGGGCUACUUCGCCCGCAAGAACAACAUCUUCAACGUCAUCUUCGUCAAGCGCGGCUGGGGAUGGAUCACCUUCGCCUUCGUCUUCUCCCUGCUCAUGCAGCCCACCGGCAAGGCGCCGCCCGCGGUCGUCCUGGCGAGGCGGAUCCGCGCCGGGGUCCGGUGGGCGGCCGUCACGGGCUGGUGGUUCUUCGUCACGCAGUGGUUCUUCGGCCCGCCCAUCAUCGAUCGCAGCUUCCGGUGGACCGGCGGCAAAUGCGAGCUCGCCCAGCGAGAGGUUAGCGUGGGGGCGGGGACUGUCAAGGAGAUGCUGACGGCCGUGGCCUGCAAAGCGGCUGGGGGCAAGUGGAAGGGCGGCCACGACAUCUCGGGACACGUGUUCCUGCUGGUGCUGGGCACUGCCUUCUUGAUGCAGGAGGUUGGCUGGCCGGCCUUGAGGUUCAGCGGAUGGCUGGGCGAAGAGAGAAGCAUCGUCAUGUCCGACGGAGCGGUCAAGAACGCCAGCGUCGAGUCGGAGACGGCCGUUGGACAUGGCGCAGGGGAGCCUGCGUUUAACAUUGGGGGAAAGACGGCCAUUGGCUUCAUCGCAUUGAGUCUGUGGAUGCUGUUGAUGACAGCCAUAUACUUUCACACGUGGUUCGAAAAGUUUACGGGACUUUUGGCCGCCAUUAUUGCUAUAUACACGGUCUAUUAUGUGCCCAGAGCCCUCGCCGCCAACGAGCUUCACUAUUUCCCAACCCAGGUCACCAUCCUCCACAUCAACUCCAUCCCCUUCCAACUCCGCUUCUCCCCCGCCCUCGCCAACAAACCCCAAGGCCCGCCCCCGGAUCCCGCCCACCCGCGCAAGCCCUUUGACCCCUUCGCCAACCCCCCCGCCGCGCUCUUCGUCGCGGACCUGGGCCCGCAUCAUUACCUCGUGCUGAACAAGUUUGCCGUCGUGCCGGAGCAUUUCAUCCUUGCGACGAAGGAGUUCAAGUGGCAGACGCAUCUGCUGGAGGAAUCUGAUUUGCAAGCCACGCUCGCCUGCAUCGAUGCGUAUGAACAGGCGAGGAAGACGGCAGCCAACAACGACGGCGACGACUCUUCAUCUUUACAGCAGAAAGGAAAGCCGCAGCCCGAGGAUGGCUUGUUUGCCUUCUUCAACGCGGGAGACCAUUCCGGCGCCAGUCAACCCCACAGACACAUCCAACUCCUCCCCAUAGCCCGCAUGAAAGACGGUCUGGAAGAAAGAAACGGCUCUUCAUGGGACGUCCUCGCCCAACAAGCCCAUCUCCUCGAACAGACGCCCUUUGUCACCUUUUCAGAACCCAUCGGCACAGAGACCUCGCCGGCGGAUCUCCACGCCGCAUAUCUCCGCCUCUACAGAAAGGCGUGCCAGGCAGUUUCUCAGCACAACACGCAUGCGGGGAGCACCACAGAGGCUCCAACGGAUGAUGACGAGGGGAUCACUUCUACCGGGGAAGCGAGGAUUAGCUACAACAUGGCCAUGACGAGGGAUAGGCUGGUGAUUUGCCCCCGGCUAAGCGACGGCUGUGAGGUUCAAGACGGCGAAACGUCUGGCCGAAUCGGAUUCCUUGCUCUGAAUGGUACGGUGCUGGCGGGGACGGCCUUGGUGAAGAGCGAAGCGGAGUGGGAAGCCUUGAAGAAGAGUCCCGGUCAACUGCUGGCUGUGCUGAAGAGCAUCGGCGUUCCGCGGGACGAGGUCAAGGAUGAGCAGACCAAGCUUUAG